AUAACCCGUCUACACCUGCGCGUGCGCCGAUACUUAAGCUCUUUCAUACCUGACCGUGCCCUCCUUUUCUUUUAUUACCAUCAGAUGUCCACGGCCAGCCUACCAUCGUACACACCAGUGCCGGAGCACUUGCACACCCCUGUGUACUCCGAGCUACCCCAGCCAGAUGAAUACAGAUUGGCAGUGACGAAUCCGCCGCGUUCGCGCUCACAUUCCAGGCAGAGGCCAGCGGCGGGGGGUUUCGUGAAGCAGUCGAAGAUAGGCGGCGUGAGUCUGCGUCUCGCGCAGCAGGACGGCGAUGCGAGUAUGCCAGAAUACGGAUGUGGGAGCUCGGUGGACGGCGAGGUGACAAUCUCGAAGACGGACGGCGUGCAGUCAGUGGAAGUUAAGAUCGAAGGCUUCUUGCAGCUGAAGGAGAUUGCGGAGGGCGGGACCACCUCCGUGACGCUAUGUUCAGAAAAGACAACACUAUGGAGCAAGCGAUCCUCUUCCGAGCCGGGUUCAUGUCCUUCGACCCUUCGCUUCAGUUUGACCAUCCCGACCACCUUCUCUGACAGCAAAGGCACAUAUCCUUUACCUCCCACAUAUGAGGUCCAUCUCUCCGGCCUGCCAGGUUUUCGUGCCAACAUUGACUAUUCGGUUAGUGUCACUGUGUAUAGAAGUGGCAAGUCAUCACUCUUGGGACUUGCAAGCGCUGUCAACAUAGCCAAAGCCCCUUCAUUACCCUUCGGCCUAGGUAAUACAACUCUAUCGACACCUUUUCUGUACAUCCCUCGUACACGACCCGCUGUACCCCUUCCGCCUCCUCUACAACCCACGCCCGACGGAUAUAUGCCUACAGCAGACUGGAAGCUGUUCCAAGGCACCUUGCAGGCGCGAACGAAGGGCGGGAAAGAUAUAAUCUCCAAGCUUUUUCUCCCCGCCUCAAGAAUAUUUUGCCUCAGCGAGCCUAUUCCGUUCCAUGUCACGUUCGCCUCGUCCGCGUUCUCGUUGGCAGCGUUCAUGCCGUAUGGCCCCAUCGUCAGCUUGCUGUCGCCCACUAGGACUCAUACGCGUAUCGAACUCCUGAGGCAAGCUACGUGUGAUGUACGUAACGAUGUUGUCAACGGUACCAAGACGGAUAUGUGGAGAACAGAUAGGAUCGGUGAAGGAGUGUUCCAGCACGCCGGUGAUGGCCCGGACUGGAUAUCCUUCAGCGGGCAAAUUACCAUAAAUCCGGACAUCAAGGUUGGGGGAUUCAAGGCCGGUGGGCUACACGUCAAGGACUGCAUCGUUCUGUCAAUGGUACCACCGGACCCGAAGAAGUCUCCCUUCGUGGAGCUGCGGCAGGUAGUGCCCAUCAGGCUUACCACGGACUCGUGGUCGGUGGUGAAUCCUGGUAUGACUGAGUCCGAGUACUCGGUGCCUUCGAAUCCGGAGGACUAUGUCGAGGCGCAGCCCGAGUUAGGGUAUUAUCAGGAUUAGGCUGGCUGGCGAAUGCCGAUUUUAGAUGUAUAUGGAUAUUACAAGGACAGUUUAGACCGCUUGCUCGAUGUUCGAUGCUUCACUGUACAGUAGCACACAUACUUACAAUAUGAUCUUGCUCAGCAGUAAAAUGAUACUACCAGUGCCACUAUGAUCCCCUGUGGUUC
Messenger RNA from Gloeophyllum trabeum ATCC 11539, 1631 nucleotides. RefSeq lists its product as uncharacterized. The record is from RefSeq and is a predicted model, not a curated record. The transcript has 9 exons. Bases 85 to 1464 code for a protein of 459 amino acids. Lineage: Eukaryota; Fungi; Basidiomycota; Agaricomycetes; Gloeophyllales; Gloeophyllaceae.